AUGGCUUGGAUGUGGAUGGCCACUGUGAUAAUCUUGCUGUGGGCAGUCUCAUUAUGGAAGGUUAUCCAUUCUUCAACGAUGGUGCCAUCAAAGUUCCAGGCCAUUUUUCAUGGUGAGGAAAUAUAAGCUACAUGUGUGCAUACUUACGUAUAUAUAUCAAUAAUUCAGUUCCUUUGUUAGUAAUUGGUUUCAUUCUGUAUUUGUAUUUUUCUCUCCUUUCAGGAUCAGGUGAAAAUGCUAAGAACAAGAAAGUACUGCUAGUUGUUGCACAUCCUGAUGAUGAAUCAAUGUAGGUCUACGUUUCUUCCUUUGUGUCUUCUUGUCCUUAUUUAGCAUAGAAAUAGAGUUUGUUCCUUGUAAAGGGUUAUGCCUGAUUCUUCUGGGUCUUGAGGAAUGUUGUGCAUCUAUCCAACCUUUCAGGAAUUAAUCCAACUGGGAAAAUCUACAUUCUGCAGUAUGAUUAAAGGAAUAUUAUAUUUUUAGAACCUCAAAAAACAUGAUUUCAAAUAUUAUCUGUAUAUCUUCGUCAUUUUCGGGAGGUGAUGUUUUUCUACAUGAGGACAGGAGGGCACAGGAAAAAAAUACAGGAGCGAUUUACUUAUCCAAAUAUUUUUCUAGGGCUUAAAACUGAAAAAAAUAAAUGAAAGUGGGGCCUUUUCUUUCUGAUAGGUUUGUAAGGGCUCAAUUAUAUUAUUUAUGGUGUUAAAAUUCAGUUAUUUCUCACACGGUCAUGACAUUUCCAAAGAAAGUGUGGCUGGAUUAUCAUUCUUCGCAUCCCAGGAACUGGCGUCAUUUCGUGGGGUGAAGUGUCAACUUUUCUUGGAUUAUUGAAUCAUUGCUUUGAAUAUCUGAAGUACACUGUUCAGUUACUGUAAAUGUUGCAAUACGUAAUUUGUUUUUGCCUUUGCUCUUUAAUUUCAGGUUUUUCUCGCCAACUAUUAUUUUCUUGAUUUCACAAGGGCACAGUCUUCACAUUUUAUGCAUGUCCACAGGUACCCUUCUUUUAUUAGAGAUCUCGGCAUUCAAAUUCUUCUGUAAAGUAUGUAUUUUUUAAUAGAAAUAUUUCUCUGAUUAGUAAAAUUAUAUUAUCUGCUGAACUUUAUCUUCUCCAUGCUUUCAGUCAAAAGCUGUUUUUUUGGGCUCAACUUUCAACAGUUGGUGGAUUUUUCUUGUCUUUUUCGCAGGCAAUGCUGGAGGCAAGGGAAGCAUCCGGAAGGAGGAGCUUUAUCAAGCGUGUGCGGUUCUCGGGGUGAUUUUAGAGCUCUAUUCUUGUGCAUAUCUUUCUGCUGAUCAUUUGAGAGAUGAUUCUUGGCUUGAAGCAACCUUUCUUUGCAGGUCCCUUCUCGGCAAGUUAAAGUAGUCGAUCACCCAAAGCUACAGGUGUCCAUUUCUCUGUGGCACAGUUUCUUGGUUCUCUUGGAACAGAUAUAUGGCUUGUCAGUGUAUAUCGUAUGAUUUGGCAGCAAAAUUUAUCUACAACUUUUCAGGAUGGAUUUAAUGAACCAUGGGAUCACGGUUUGCUGGCCACUAUAAUUGGGGAGCAAAUCAAAAUGCUUGAAAUUGACACGGUAGUGUCCAAAUUUACUCAAAUGUUUGGCACAUUCUUGGUUAUUUUUUCAUGUCAUUUCCCUAUGCAAAGCAUACUCCGCCAUUAAAAUGGUUCCUCCGGUGUUUGCAUCUUUUGUCCUGUUUUUUAUUUGAUCUUGUUCACAUAAUUUUUACAUUCUUUUGUUAUCUAUCAUUUCCUUUCAUUUAACAAUGUUCUCCAGAUAUGGGAUUAUUUUUAUGAACUUUAUAGAAUGCUCUCUCGGCAUUCUGGUGCGGAGAUUCAUGCUGGCUCUGAGAUGUAGCCAUUGUUUUUUCAUUCUUUGUUCCAGAUAAUAACGUUUGAUGGCUAUGGGAUUUCUGGUCAUCCAAAUCACCGUGAUGUCCGCCAUGGUUUGCGGUAAGCAAGCUCUUUCAUUUGUUCAGACUAUCAAUGCCCGAGGAACUCUCUUGAACGCACAUCUGAACAACGGGACGACUUCAUGUUAUUGCCUUAAUAAUUUCUUGUCACAUUAUUGAGCAAAGUAUGCUGAAGACAUCUUCGAUAACAUUUCCAUGCAAUCUCGACUUCCUCUCUUCAUUUGUCGAACAGCAAUUAUCUGCGGGAGAGCGAAAACAGAGAUGAGGCAUGGGAACUCGUACGUUUCUGCUCCUCGUUAUAUUUCAUGUUCAUUGAUAACCAUCUCUCGCUAUCAUUUGUAGUCCAGUUCAGGAGUCUUCACUCACUUUGAUUAGCUUUACUUCUCAUGGGCUUUCCGGAGUUUCUGGCAUGACGGGCUUUCGUUGCUUCUGACUGUCCAGAUCAGCAAAGGCAUUCUUCGCAAGUACAUUGGCCCUGUUGAUGUCUGGCUCUCCAUCUUCCACUGCCUUCUUCGUCAUCCGGGCCAAACCUGCUGCUUUCUGAACGCCUCUCCUCGCAGGAGCUACCGCGCCAUGGCCGAACACCAGAGCCAGUGGCUAUGGUAUGCACAUGCAUCUACAUAUAUGUGCGUAUAAAGAGAGAAUCUGUCCCAAAUUCUAGCUUACUUGAGUGGGUAAAUUUCCCUGGUUCUACAGGUUCCGAAAGCUGUUCGUCUUGUUCUCCAGCUACACUUACAUGAACACCCUCAGGAAGGUCAGCAGCCAUUAG
This is a messenger RNA of Spirodela intermedia, 2674 nucleotides long. NCBI's taxonomy places the organism in Eukaryota, Viridiplantae, Streptophyta, Magnoliopsida, Alismatales, Araceae. The record is from the annotation of a GenBank genome assembly.